Molecule: messenger RNA, 2877 nt
Organism: Hevea brasiliensis (rubber tree)
Lineage: Eukaryota; Viridiplantae; Streptophyta; Magnoliopsida; Malpighiales; Euphorbiaceae
Exons: 1
Coding region: 1-2877 (958 amino acids)
Cellular component (GO): intracellular membrane-bounded organelle
Source: RefSeq, a predicted model, not a curated record
AUGGAGGAAACUGGCGAUGCUUCUCAAUUUUUUCCAUUACAGAAAUGCAUUUUCCUGAAAAACCCUUCAAAAACGCUUAAAUUCUCUUACUCUACCCUUCUCAUUUUAGUUUAUUUCUGUCUCCUCGCAAACCCAGCAGCUGCAGCAACCUCAAUUUCAUCUUCGAAUUUCCUUGCUUAUUAUGCCCAACACUGUAAUCAAGUCAUCCCAGAAUCCCCAUCUACUGAAACCCGCAUGAACUUUGCUCUCGGCCAGGACAAAGUCCUUCAUUUUGAUAUUGCUUAUUUCACUGGCGGCCACCAAAUCUUUCCGAAAAGAGCCUUCACUGCCGAUUUGCCUGCCAUUUCGCUCUCCUUCCACCCGAAAAGGAAUACUAUUUCUCUUACGCAGACUCCUCACGUCCUUAAGCUCCAAGCGACUCUCAGAUUCCACCUUCCUGCACACUUUAACCUGACGUGGAAACGCAAUUUGAGGGAGAUAAGGUUCCGUCCACCGAGAAUUCCGAUCCGUCCAGGGUCUUUGGGGUUCGAGCUUUAUGGGUUUUGGUCCAUGGAUACUGGGAAGCUGUGUAUGGUGGGAUCUGGAUCGAGUUUUGCAAAUUUGGGUGUUGUAAGUUCUUCGAAUGUUGUUUUAAAGCUUAAUUAUCCAGUGAAUUUUAGUAAUAUUAGUAGCUUGAUUAGUGGGUUUUUGGAGAGUUUGAAUCAUAAAGGCAGUUCGGGUUAUUUUGAGUCUAUUUCGAUUUUGGCGAUACCUCAUUUUGGUGAAUAUAAGUAUACAUUGAUAAACAGAGGUGGUAGUGACUUGUGUUCUAGUGGAAGUGAUGGUGGUGGAGAGGAUGAUAAUUUACAUUUAGAGUGGCUAGAUCCCAGUGCUUGUUUAAGUCAGUUGUAUAAGUACUCUAGGACUUUUGAAUUGGAGUAUGGAAACGAAUGCGAUCGUAAUGGUGGUGGUAAUUGCGACCCUCUUGGUCGCAGCUCUGGGAUUUUGCCCAAGUUUAUGACAAUUCAAGGAAUUCGGUGUGAACGUGAGGGUGGAAUUCGGGUUUUGAUAGGAUUCUCAAACUCUGGUUAUUUUGGCUCUGGACCUUUUAGUUAUGAGAGAGUUUUUUAUCCUAAUAGAAUGUUAAUUGGUGAGGGAGUGUGGGAUGAGAAGAAGGAUAGACUCUGUGUGGUUGCAUGUCGAGUCUUGAAUUUAAAGGAUUCAUUAGUUAAUGCUUCUAUUGGUGAUUGCUCAAUUCAAUUGAGCUUGAGAUUCCCUAAAACCUUGACAAUUACACAAGGGAGUACUGUUCUAGGGAAAAUUUUGAGCACCAUGCCAGUGAAUGGGACUGGCUAUUUUGAUGAAAUCAGAUUUCAUGGUUCCGGGAAUAGGGUAAGGGGCCUUCCAGGUCUGAAAUAUAAGUAUACUAUGUUUGACAGGGUGAGUAAAUCCUGUCCAAAACAGAAGACCAUGAGACGCAAAGGAAAGGCAUACCCUAAUGCUUAUUCAUCAGACAUGAGAUUCCAUAUUUUGGCGAAUAAUGGUAAAGGGAAAAUAGCACAAGGUUAUUCAUCCCCAUUGUUUGUGGGUGAUCAGGUUUUUGAGCCCUAUCGAGUGAACACAAACAGUGGUCUUAUAAACAUUAGCUACAAGAUGAGCUUCACUGCUUCUUCUGAUUUUAAGUUGGGUAAUAAGCUUUUGUCAAAUGAAUUCGUAGAAAUUUCAGCUGAAGGGACAUAUGAUAAUGAGACUGGUGUGCUGUGCAUGAUAGGCUGUUCUCGUCCAAUAUUUCUUCUUGAAAACUCAACAGAAAAUCAAUCAGAGGACUGCCAGAUUCUGAUCAAUGUUCAAUUUUCUCCACUGAAUGCAAAGGGUAGGAAUAACAUCAAGGGAACCAUUAAAAGCAUGCGGGAAAAGUUGGACCCUCUUUACUUUUGGGAAAUUGAGAUAUCUUCAAACUCAAUUUAUACAAGCCAAGCAGCAGAAUCCAUAUGGAGAAUGGAUAUGGAGAUUACCAUGGUUUUGAUUUCUAAUACUCUUGCUUGUGUCUUUGUGUGUUUGCAACUCUAUCAUGCUAAAAAGCAUCCUGAUGUGCUACCCUUCAUUUCGUUUGUGAUGCUUAUGGUUCUAACACUAGGUUACAUGAUACCUCUUCUGUUAAAUUUUGAAGCCCUGUUCAUGGCAAAUCAUAACAGACAGAAUGUUUUCCUUGAGAGUGGUGGAUGGCUUGAAGUAAAUGAGGUAAUAGUGAGGGUUGUAACAAUGGUAGCAUUUCUUUUGCAAUUCCGUCUGCUCCAACUCAGUUGGUCUGCCAGGCAGAGUGAUGGAAGCCAUAAAAGUUUGUGGCUUGCUGAGAAAAAGGUUCUCUAUUUGGCCUUGCCAUUGUUUGUUGGUGGUGGGUUGAUUGCUUGGUAUGUGCACCAAUGGAAGAAUUCCUAUAGGAGUCCAUAUCUACAACCACGCCGUAUGGGUUACCAGCGGCAUUAUCAUUGGAGAGACCUUAAAUCUUAUGCUGGUUUGAUUCUGGAUGGCUUUUUACUCCCGCAGAUAAUGUUCAACGUAUUCUUGAAUUCUAAAGAAAAUACCCUUGCCUGUACCUUUUAUGUCGGGACAACUAUUGUCCGUUUACUGCCUCAUGCGUAUGACCUUUACAGGGCUCAUAGUUCCACCUGGUCCCUUGAUUUAUCAUACAUAUAUGGAAAUCACAGGCAGGAUUUUUAUUCCACUGCAUGGGACAUCAUUAUCCCACUUGUUGGUCUGCUGUUUGCUGCCUUUAUUUACUUGCAGCAGCGAUAUGGUGGCAGUUGCAUCAUUCCCAAGAGAUUUAGAGGGACUCCUGAUUAUGAGAAGGUACCUGUAGUUAGCAGUGAGGAAGUGCAAGGGGAAGCUGUUCACUGA